AUGAUGUAUAAAGUUGGUAAGUUCAAUUAUUAUUCUGAUGGUAAUGUACAAGUUCUUGGGAUUCUGUACAAAGGCAAUAAAGUAAAAAUGUUUGUUUUAUUGCCUGUUGAAAGGUACGGUCUUUCAACGUUUUUGGAAGACACUGAUGGCAAGAAGCUGCUUAGCUACAUAACGAGAGCUGCAUGGAGGGAAGUCGAGGUCGGAUUGCCUAAAUUUCGUUUAGAAGAACAGUUUGAACUUUCUGAAACUUUAAUUAGGAUGGGUUUGUCAGAUGCUUUUUCCACAAGUGCCAAUUUCACAAGAAUGAGCUCAAAACUCCUCUUUAUAUCUAAGGUUCUUCAUAAAGCUUUCAUUGAGGUAAUUGUUGAAUGUUUAUUAAAAAACUGGUUAACAAAAGAAUCUUCAGCGUUUGUCACUGAUUACAAGAAAAAUUAA
Enterobius vermicularis (human pinworm) is the source of this 435-nucleotide messenger RNA. The record is from the annotation of a GenBank genome assembly. Lineage: Eukaryota; Metazoa; Nematoda; Chromadorea; Rhabditida; Oxyuridae.